AUGGAUGGUUGCAAAGUAGCCAAGACCCUAAUAAGCAUCACAACUAAGUUGGACAAGGAUGAGAAGGCUAAGAGCGUAAAUGAAAAGCUCUAUAGAGGUAUGAUCGUAUCACUUUUAUACUUAAUCGCCUUUAAACCCGAUAUCAUGCAUAGUGUUUGCCUUUGUGCUACAUUUCAAUCAUGUCCAAAAGAGUCUAAUUUAAAUGUUGUCAAAAGAAUUUUGAAAUAUUUAUAUGGAACAUUAAACUUAAGACUUUGGUACCCUAGAGAAACUCCCUUUGAUAUAAUAGGUUCUUCAGAUGCCGAUUAUGCCAGUAGUCUAUUAGAUAGAAAGAGAACCUCCAAAACUUACCAUUUUCUAGGUAAAUGCUUAGUGCCAUGGUUUAGCAAGAAACAAGUCUCAGUUGCUCUCUCCACUACGGAAGCCAAAGAUGUGGCAGCGGAUUGUUGUUGUGCUCAAAUUCUUUGGAUGAGGCAACAAUUAAGAGAUUAUGGGAGAGAGGUUGAUCACAUUCCUACUGAAUGUGACAACAUUAGUGCAAUAUAUAUUUCUAAGAAUCCUAUUCAACACUCUAGGAGUAAACACAUAGAUAUUAGACACCUCUUCUUGAGAGAUCAUGUUCAAAAUGGUAGUGUAGUACUAGAAUACUUGAUACAUCCAAACAACUAG
Messenger RNA from Ricinus communis (castor bean), 669 nucleotides. Its product is annotated as secreted RxLR effector protein 161-like. The transcript has a single exon. Bases 1 to 669 code for a protein of 222 amino acids. The record is from RefSeq and is a predicted model, not a curated record. Lineage: Eukaryota; Viridiplantae; Streptophyta; Magnoliopsida; Malpighiales; Euphorbiaceae.